Molecule: messenger RNA, 4632 nt
Organism: Chanos chanos (milkfish)
Lineage: Eukaryota; Metazoa; Chordata; Actinopteri; Gonorynchiformes; Chanidae
Gene: slit1a
Product: slit homolog 1a (Drosophila)
Exons: 37
Coding region: 1-4632 (1543 amino acids)
Biological process (GO): axon guidance; negative chemotaxis
Molecular function (GO): calcium ion binding; heparin binding; Roundabout binding
Source: RefSeq, a predicted model, not a curated record
AUGCUGAGGAGGGGAAACACUAAGGGGUCUGGAGUCAGCUUGGCCAGGGCAUGCUGCUUGGUUCUGCUGUGGGGUGCCCUGUUCUCGGGCUACGCCAGCGCAUGCCCUGCCCUCUGCACCUGCAGUGGCACCACGGUGGACUGCCACGGACUGGGGCUCAAAACCAUGCCCAGGAAUAUCCCCAGGAACACGGAACGACUGGAACUGAAUGGAAAUAAUUUCACACGCAUCAACAAGAAUGACUUCGCUGGACUGAAGUUCCUCAGAGUUCUGCAGCUAAUGGAAAACCAGAUUGGAACCAUCGAGCGUGGAGCCUUCGACGACAUGAGAGAGCUGGAGAGGCUACGCCUGAACAGGAACCAGUUACAUCAGCUCCCAGAGCUUCUGUUCCAGAAGAAUGCCGCUUUAUCUCGUCUGGACCUGAGUGAGAACUUCAUCCAAGCUAUUCCCAGGAAAGCCUUUCGUGGAGCUACAGACAUCAAGAACCUUCAGCUGGACAAGAACCACAUCAGCUGCAUUGAGGAUGGCGCGUUCCGCGCUCUGCGAGGACUGGAGGUCCUAACGCUGAACAACAACAACAUCAGUAGCAUUCCAGUGUCAAGUUUCAACCACAUGCCAAAGCUACGGACUUUCCGUUUGCACUCCAAUAACCUCCAGUGUGACUGCCACCUUUCUUGGCUGUCCCAGUGGCUGCGUCAGCGACCCACCCUCGGCCUGUUCACCCAGUGCACGAGUCCGCCCCAGCUCCGCGGUCUCAAUGUGGCUGAGAUCCAGAAACACGAGUUCACCUGCUCAGGUCAUGUGGAGAGCACUCCUCAGUCGUGCAGUCUUGUAGCAGGCUCCUGCCCGGCCAUGUGUACGUGCAGCAGUAACAUUGUGGACUGCCGCGGCAAAGGUCUGACCGCCAUCCCUGCCAACCUGCCGGAUAACAUGGCAGAAAUACGACUAGAACAGAACGGGAUCAAGUCCGUCCCUCCGGGCGCCUUCUCUCCCUAUAAGAAGCUUCGCAGAAUAGAUCUCAGCAACAACCAGAUCUCUGAGAUUGCCCCAGACGCCUUCCAGGGCCUGCGCUCCCUCAACUCACUAGUCCUGUAUGGGAAUAAGAUCACGGAAUUGCCUAAAGGAGUCUUUGAUGGCCUUUUCGCCCUACAGCUGCUGCUGUUGAACGCCAAUAAGAUCCAGUGUGUUCGUGCCAAUGCUUUCCAGGACUUGCAGAAUCUCUCUCUGUUGUCCCUCUAUGACAACAAGAUACAGACACUAGCCAAGGGCACCUUUUCAUCUCUGCGUGCUAUCCAGACCCUUCAUCUGGCACAGAAUCCCUUCAUCUGUGACUGUAAUCUCAAAUGGCUUGCCGACUACUUGCGUUCCAACCCCAUCGAAACCAGUGGUGCGCGAUGUGCCAGUCCCCGUCGCCUUGCCAACAAACGCAUUGGCCAAAUCAAGAGCAAGAAGUUCCGCUGCUCUGCCAAAGAGCAGUACUUCAUCCCAGGUACUGAGGACACCCGGUUUAAUAAUGAAUGUAACAAUGAUCCAGUCUGCCCACCCAAAUGCCGCUGUGAAUACAACGUCGUGGACUGUUCCAAUCUACGCCUCACCAAGAUCCCCGAUCACAUCCCAGCCUCCACCACCGAGCUCCGCCUCAACAAUAAUGAGAUUACCACUUUGGAGGCCACUGGAGUGUUCAAGACACUUACACAGCUGAAGAAAAUAAACCUCAGCAAUAAUAAGAUAUCAGAGAUUGAGGAUGGGGUGUUUGAGGGAGCCUCUUCAGUCAAUGAGCUGCAUCUGACAGCCAAUCAGCUGGACACUGUGCGCAGCGGCAUGUUCAGAGGCCUGGAGGGCCUAAGAAUGCUAAUGCUCCGGAACAACCGCAUCAGCUGCAUUCACAACAACAGUUUUACAGGUUUGCACAACGUGCGUCUGCUGUCGCUCUAUGACAACCAGCUCACCACCAUCACACCAGGAGCCUUUGACACAUUGCAGACCCUCUCCACUCUGAACCUGCUGGCCAACUCCUUCAACUGUGACUGCCGGCUGGCAUGGCUGGGAGAUUGGCUUCGGAGCCGGAAGAUUGUCACUGGGAAUCCGCGUUGCCAGCGGCCGGCCUUCCUGAAGGAGAUUCCUCUACAGGACGUGGCUUUGCCGGAUUUCCGCUGUGAAGAAGGCCAAGAGGAUGCCAGCUGUGUGCCACGCCCUCAGUGCCCGAGUGAGUGUACUUGCCUGGAAACUGUUGUCCGCUGUAGCAACAAGCACCUGCGCUCCCUGCCCAAGGGAAUCCCACGCAACGUCACCGAACUGUACCUGGAUGGUAACCAGUUCAGCAUGGUGCCAAAAGAGCUCUCUACAUUCAAGUACCUUCAGCUUGUGGACCUGAGCAACAACAAAAUCAACACUUUGACCAAUUCCUCUUUUGCCAACAUGAGCCAACUGACAACCCUGAUCCUGAGCUACAACUCCCUGCGCUGCAUCCCCAGCCUGGCGUUUGGAGGACUGCGUUCACUCCGUUUGCUGUCUCUGCAUGGUAACGACAUCUCAGAGCUGCCUGACGGGAUCUUCAGUGAUGUGGUGUCUCUGUCACACCUUGCCAUUGGGGCAAAUCCUCUGUACUGUGACUGUCGUCUGCGCUGGCUCUCUGACUGGGUUAAGACCGGUUAUAAAGAGCCUGGCAUCGCCCGCUGUGCUGGCCCGCUGGGCAUGGAGGGCAAACUGUUACUCACCACACCAGCCAAAAAGUUCGAAUGCCAAGGUGACGUAGACCCUACUGUCCUGGCCAAAUGUAACCCGUGCCUGUCCAGUCCCUGUCUGAACCAGGGCAGCUGCCGGACAGACCCGACAGAGAUGUAUAAGUGCAGUUGUGCUGAGGGAUUCAAGGGCAAGAAUUGUGAAACUGCACUCAAUGUCUGUGUCAGUAACCCUUGCGCUAACGGGGGAACCUGCCAAGUCAGUGAGGAGGAUGAUGACGCCUUCAGCUGCUCCUGUCCGCUCGGCUUUGAGGGGUCAACCUGUGAGGUCAACAUCAAUGACUGUGAGGACCAUGACUGUGAGAAUGGCGCCACCUGUGUAGAUGGAGUGAAUAACUACACCUGUCAAUGUGCUCCUUACUACACCGGAGAACUGUGUGAAGAAAUGGAGGAUGUUUGUGCUCCCGGGCGAAACCCCUGCCAGCACCAGUCCACAUGUCUGAUCACCUCCACUGGUCCCAAAUGUGUGUGUGCGCCUGGUUAUGUGGGAGACGACUGCAGCAUAGAUUAUGAUGACUGUAAGGAUCAUAAAUGCCAGAAUGACGCUGAGUGUGUGGACGAGGUGAACAGCUACUCCUGCACCUGCACAAAUGGCUACAGUGGGCAGUUGUGUGAGGUCCCUCCAGCGCCCCACUCUCUCUGUGACCUGGCGGACUGUCAGAAUGAUGCCCCGUGUGUGGAGAGAGGCGGUCGGGCACUGUGCCAGUGUCUGCCCGGCUUUGGCGGGCCGCGCUGCGAAAAACUAGUUAGCGUAAAUUUUGUGGACAGAGACUCGUACCUGCUUUUAAGUGACCUGAAGAAUUGGCCUCAAGCCAAUAUCACACUCCAGGUGUCCACUGCUGAAGACAAUGGCAUUCUUCUGUACAACGGAGACAAUGACCACAUUGCUGUAGAACUCUACCAAGGUCAUGUCAAGGUCAGCUAUGACCCUGGCAGCCAACCUGGGCAUGCCAUCUACAGUACUGAGACCAUUAACGAUGGUCAGUUUCACACUGUGGAGCUGGUGACAUUCGAUCAGAUGGUGAACCUGUCCAUCGACGGUGGCCUCCCGACCACCAUGGACAGUUUUGGGAUCGCGCGGCCCCUGAACGGAGAGGCUCCGCUUUACGUGGGGGGUAGGGGCCCACCGCAGAUACCUACCUCCACCGCAGGCAUGCCUGUGGAUGCCCAUUCAGCGGCAUUCCGUCUUUGGCAGAUGCAAAACGGCUCCAGUUUCCACGGCUGUAUCCAGAACCUCUAUAUCAAUAACGAACUUCAGGACUUCACCAAGACUCAGAUGAAACCGGGUGUGGUGCCAGGAUGUGAGCCAUGCCGAAAGAUAUACUGUCUGCAUGGAAUCUGUCAGCCCGACGCUGCCACGGGCCCCAUUUGUCACUGCCAACCUGGCUGGAGUGGCACACACUGUGACCAGCUGUCUACCAACCCCUGCCAAGGCAGCAAAUGUGCUCAUGGGAAAUGCAUUCCACUGGAUAUGCAGUCCUACCGCUGCGAAUGUCAAGAGGGCUACCGUGGUGCAUUGUGCAACCAGCAGGGGGAGCUAUUCAACCCCUGCAAAAGGCUUCAGUGUAAGCAUGGCCGCUGUCAGAUCUCUGACACUGGUGAUGCUUAUUGUCACUGUAACAGUGGCUACAGCGGCGAGCUGUGUGACACAGAAUCGGAGUGCCGAGGGGAGCCAGUGAGAGACUUCUACCAGGUGCAGCGCGGCUACGCCAUCUGCCAGACUACACGCAUGGUAUCAUGGGUAGAGUGUAGCGGUGCGUGCGACACGGGCGCCUGCUGUGCCAGCCAGAGGAUGAAGCGCAGGAAAUACACGUUUGAGUGCAGCGACGGCACAUCCUUCAGUGAAGAGGUGGAGAAAACCAUCAAGUGCGGCUGCAUGGGGUGCAUGUAG